This is a messenger RNA of Drosophila ficusphila, 818 nucleotides long. RefSeq lists its product as uncharacterized. The record is from RefSeq and is a predicted model, not a curated record. Bases 73 to 705 code for a protein of 210 amino acids. The transcript has a single exon. NCBI's taxonomy places the organism in Eukaryota, Metazoa, Arthropoda, Insecta, Diptera, Drosophilidae.
AGAUCAGUCCAGUAAGCAUCUCGUGGAGUCACCGGAGAAAUUCGUAAAAUCAGUGAAACUUUCCUCGCAAAAAUGCUGAAGUUUAUUUGCGCCGUGGCUAUUAUCAGCAUGACUCUGCUCGAAAUUGUUCAGGCACAAAGACCGGCUUUUGCGGGCUUGAGGCCGCCAGGUGGACUGAGCCAAAAGGACAAAUACCACGCAACUCAGAAUACCGCUGCUGAAAAUAUCACCGGAGUGGAUAUAGCUACGAGAUUCGGAGAGCCAUCCAGUUCGCAGCCUGCUAUUAUCAAUCUGCCCUUCGGAGCAGCCCAGAAUCCGCCUGUUGGAGUUCCACUGGUGCUGCCCAUUAGCAGUUUUGCUGGGGAGCAGGCUCCCACUGUGGCGAACCGCUUUGGAGCUGCUGACUCUCCAAGCCCUAGCCCCAGUCUAAGCUUCAGCUCAAACCCAAGCCCAAGCCCAAGCCCGAUCCCACUCCCAACUGCUAGUUCCUCGACCGGAAGCUCCACAACCUCGGCGGCCCCGGUUUUAAGCCAGCUCCCCGUCGACGCCCAUGGGGAUCGGGAGUGGUUCAACCACUUGAGUUCGCUACCCGUGGAACAGCAGCCCUUCUGGCUCAUUAACUACCAGGCCAUCGAGGCCCAUCGGAACAGUUCGAGACCCAAUGUGGGCGCCUUCGAAACGCGGGGAUCUUUCUUCCGCGGCUAAAAGCGUCAUUGGGAUCUUCUUAAAGUCUACGCCUAGAUCAGAUUUUGUUAAUGUGUCUGAACGUAUAUGUAUAACAGUUUAUUUAUUUUCAUAAAGAAUACUCACUUUUAAAA